Molecule: messenger RNA, 624 nt
Organism: Fraxinus pennsylvanica
Lineage: Eukaryota; Viridiplantae; Streptophyta; Magnoliopsida; Lamiales; Oleaceae
Source: the annotation of a GenBank genome assembly
AUGGCUGAUUCACCACCGAGUUCUGAGUCACCGCCCGAGUCCAUGCAAAAAAAGUGUAAGAAGAGAGGGAGAGCGAGUGGGAGUAAACAUCCGGUUUAUCGGGGUGUGAGAAAGCGGAGCUGGGGAAAAUGGGUGUCUGAAAUUCGACAGCCGCGUAAAAAAUCGCGUAUAUGGCUCGGUACUUACCCGACGGCUGAAAUGGCUGCUAGAGCUCAUGAUGUGGCAGCGCUAAGUAUAAAGGGUAACUCGGCGAUUCUUAAUUUCCCUCAACUUAGUGAAUCGUUGCCUCGUCCAGCUUCGCUUUCACCGACGGACAUCCAAGCGGCGGCUGCUAAGGCGGCGGCAAUGGAGGAGCUCAGCUCAUUGUCGUCUUCUCCUUCUUCGUCUUCUGAGAGUGUGUCAUCGCCUCCUACUAGUACAGCAGAUGAUGAGCUGGAUGAGAUAAUUGAGUUGCCGAGUCUGGAGGGAACUUAUGAAUCGUCCGAGACGAGAAAUGAACUGGCGGUGGUUGACUCGGCGGCUGAGGGGUUGUUGUGUCCGCCAUGGUGGGCGUCGGACAAAGAGAUUUACGAGUAUAUAUUUGACCAAGUGGCCGUUGGAGGCAGUCUUCCAUGCAAUUUUUAG